CACGAAUUGUCGCAUACACAGCCAACGAGCUAUUCAUGUGCGCAUGUGGCUUGUGGAUUAAGAUCAAAUUAGAGUUCGCUUCAGAAUACAUCAGUAUCGCCUUUUGCCCCGCCGCACCUCAAAGCAAAGUUCCCAUGUGUCUCUCACGUAGCUAUAAUGCAGCCAUAAAUCUUGAAUCACACUCACAGUGGUCUAUGCACGUAUUUCUCACUGUCAGUUACAUGAUCACGCAGCAGCAAGGACGCCAGUACUUCUUCAUGAUACCCAGAACCUCAGGAUUGUCCUCUACCAUAUCCCACGGCGUCUGGAACUAUCACCGGAUGAGCCGAUUUUUCAAGGUGAGCAAACACUUCAGAUACGCUUGCUCACCUUGUUGUUCCUGACUCCCAAGAGCUCCCCGCCGCCCCAUUCCAGGCUGAAAGAGAAAGAGAGAAGUGGAAAAAAAGGGUUGGAUGUGGAUUCGCGUCAUUCUCUGUGUCUCUCACAGCUGAGACACAGCUGCAGACUGGCCUUUGUUUGCAGCGAUAUGGAGCGCCGUGUGGCCCUCCUGUAUGUGUCGUGCACACAGGGAAAAGCAAUCGAGCAGACGGGAGGCAGUCUGUGAAUUCCUAUGUCUCUCACAGGCUUCGUCUUCUGUUUGAGCAGGUACUUUCCCCCUUUGGCAAACAUGGCCUCCAGCGCAUGAACGCUACCCUCGUACGCGGCGUAAUGGAAUGGUGUGGCGCCAUCCUGUAGUCAACACACACACAGACACAUGCACAUGCACAAAAUCGACACAGUGAGGCGUCGGAGACAUGUGUGCUCCCUUACGUUGCCGCGUCCAUCGAGCAGUUUGGGUUCCCACUCCAGCCUGGGUCAUGCAGGGGGAGAAAGGAGAGAGAGAAAUACGGGGUGGGAUGUUUCCGUUAUCAAUCUGUGUCUCUCACAACUGAGCCACCGCCGCGGCGUUAUCAAAUUGGGCAGCGAAAAGCGCUGUCUGUCCUGCCUGAGUGCACCAUGCACAGAGGGACGGCAAUCCAGCAGGUGCAAAAGAUUGUUCAUCUUCAUAUUUGAGUUUCUCACGCUGUCUUUUCUGUGUGAGAAGGUGAUUUUUCCUUUGUGUGGGUACCUCAUUUGUUUGCUGAAGGAUGGCCGGCCCGUAUUUCUCAUACAUCACCGACAUGACGCCAGCCUGACCUUCAUGGGCAGCCUUAAGGAAGGGUGUGUUCUGCAGGGAUGAGAGCAAGUAGAGCGCUGAGCGCUCUCUGUCAUGUUCAAGAUCGCAUACCGAGUAUUCUCCUGGUGUGUCGAGUAUUUUUAUGCCGUGCCUCUCGAUUAGCUGCGUGAUGGACUGCACAUCCCCAGCUUCCACCGCUUUCAAGAUGUCGAAGCCUUCGGGGGGCUGCAACGGGCCGUCUGCACAUACACCCACCCACAAAAACGCCUCUCUCUCUCCCCCCCUCCCCUCUCUCCCUGUGUGUGUGCCUGUGUGUGCUGACCGAUUUGUGGGUCGUCAGUGUUCGUCAGCUGCGUCACGUCGAAGCGGAAGUCGCUCGGCUCGUAGCCCAGGACGAUGCGCACACGCUCGCCUGGCGAGUGGAGGCCAACUGCAGGAUACAGGAGGCGGUCGUGCGGAUGGCCGUCGGCCGCCUAAAGAGUGAAUGUCACACACCACACGCAGGCACAGUGUCCAGCCAUCUGUGCCAGCGUCUAUGGGCUAUGUCUGCUGAGGCUACAUUGAGCUGCACGCAUCGGACAUUCUGGAAGCCGAUACCUGACACACACAGACAGGAAGACAGGGUACUGGUGUGUGUCGAUUGUGUGUGUGUGAGGCCGCCGGGUAGGCGUGUGUGGGCACCGAGGAUUUCUCCAUUCUUGGUGAAGAAGAUCUUCCUCUGUCUCCUGAGCAGACCGCAGCCGAUCACCGUACCGGACGGCCACCUGUGGAUGGAGUGCCACAUCCAUCCAUCCAUCCAUCAGACGCAGAGACAGAUGAAUGGGUAACCAAGCAAUCUUACGGAUGGCUCUCGUCCCAGCCAAUGCCGUGGCCUGCACACACAACACACACACACACACACACACACAUACACGCGAAUGGAUGGAUGUAUGCAUGUGGUGCGCGUGUGUGUUCUCUUCCUCUCUCCCCCCUGUCUGUCCCUCCCUCCCUCCCUCCCUCCGUGUGUGUGUGUGUGUCUGCACCAGCGGCGUGGAAGAGUUUGCCGUCGUCUCCGUGAUAACCGUAGCUAAACGCGUCCCAUCCCACUUGCCUGCAAACAAACAAGGCAAGGCUGUCUCUCUCCAUCUACGAGUUCGCGUCCAGACCUUGCAGUGUUAUAGUCUGGCGGCACCACUCCGACAGAGAUUCUGCAGUGCUCGCCCGCAUCCACAAUCUCCACCUCAAAGUAGCACACGUUGGCGGUAACGGGCCAGGGGUCACUCGUGUGCAGGACCGCUACCGGCAGAUCAUCGCCUGGCGGCCUGCUAACACACACACACACACACAGGGAGAGAGAGAGAGGCAUGCAGAAUGGUUGUGUGUGGGGGAGGGUCGGGGAGGGGGCGUACUUGUUGGCAGGAGGGAUGUACUCGUACUCGAAGGGGCCGUGAGAUCGCAGAGUGGCUGGCAACCUUCACACGUGGACAAUUGCACAUGGACACGUGUGUGUGUGUGUCUGUGGAGAUCGCGUGUGUACGUGCUGUGCAUGGCGUGUGGACGCUCCUCCACUAUCAUGCGCUUGUCGAGG
Vitrella brassicaformis is the source of this 2723-nucleotide messenger RNA. NCBI's taxonomy places the organism in Eukaryota, Vitrellaceae. The record is from the annotation of a GenBank genome assembly.